Thamnophis sirtalis is the source of this 426-nucleotide messenger RNA. Lineage: Eukaryota; Metazoa; Chordata; Lepidosauria; Squamata; Natricidae. The record is from RefSeq and is a predicted model, not a curated record.
AUCUCAUGGAGCGCUCGGAGGAGGGAGGAGCCGCCGCCAGCCCGGCCGACAUGGCAGCCCUGCACGCAGCCAAGCGCGCCCUGCGAGCGGAGCUGAAGCGCCGCCUGAAAGGGCUGAGCGAAGCCGAGAAGGUCCGCCAGUCGCACCUGCUGGCCGGCAAGGUGAUGGCCCAUCCUCGCUACCUCGCUUCCCAGUGCAUUGCAGUCUUCUUAAGCAUGCCAGAUGAGGUCCGGACCAACGAAAUCAUUAAAGACAUUUUUCAAAAAGGCAAAGAAUGCUUCAUUCCAUGGUACAAGCCCCAAAGCAGCCACAUGGACAUGGUCAAGCUAGCUUCCUAUGAAGAAAUUGCCUCCCUUCCUCUGACAUCCUGGAAUAUCCAUCAACCAGCUGACGAUGACGCCCGGGAAGAUGCAUUGGCAAUGGCGG